AUGGAAAAUGGCAAAGCUUCCAUUGAUGCAAAUUAUGUUCUGAGAGUGAAUAUCCAAUGCUGCAAUGAAUGUCCUAGAAAAAUAACCAGGAGGCUUCUCAGAGUUUCAGGAGUGAAAUCUGUAGCCAUAGACCAAGAUAAGGGGCUGGUAACAGUUUCAGGUGACAUUGAUCCUGUGCUGCUCUUACAGAAAAUUAAAAAAAUGGGCAAAGAAGCCAAGCUCUGGUUCUUUCAACAGGGACCUGGCCCCGACUGCUCAACGGAGCAGUCGAAGCGUGCUGAAUCUGAUAGAAACAAUGAAGAUGCUAAACAGCAGUUUGAUUGGCAUUUCCAGCAUAAGUGCGUACCGGAGACAAUGGCAAUGAAGGAACCCGGUUGGGGGCCUCGGAGCUUGCCUGCUAUGCCUUCCAAUGUUCAUGGAUAUUCGUACUCCCAGAGCAUUCCUCGACUCGGAUACCGACCAACAUGGCCGUAUCAGCAGCCAGUUCCCAGCCAUAGGCUCAUACCACCUCAUGGUUACUACUCGCAACCACCUCUGCCACCGCCUCUACCUGCUUAUCCUUAUUUUCAGCCGCAGUCUCCGCCUCAAGCUAAUCCUGUGAUGCAUUAUACUAGCUAUGCAGACAAUUGGGAGUAGUUUAUAGUCUAGUUUAAAUA
Molecule: messenger RNA, 656 nt
Organism: Momordica charantia (bitter melon)
Lineage: Eukaryota; Viridiplantae; Streptophyta; Magnoliopsida; Cucurbitales; Cucurbitaceae
Source: RefSeq, a predicted model, not a curated record